AUGACAGCUGUUCACAUGUCUAACCGAUAUCGCUUGCUCCCCAUAUUUGAGCAGGGUGAUGGAUCACAUGAUUCUGAUAUUCCAUGGGAGACUUCCGCUUUGUCAUUCGAAUCCGAUAACAGAGUGGUAGAGUUCAAGACUCUUUUUCAAAAAUUGAAGGGACCGCUUUUCUGGGCUCUUGCCGAUCAUGGACACGCUUACGAGCCUCGGCCUGCCCAUCCAUUCAACAAAGACUGGAGGGAAGCAUCCAAACUCAGCAAGCCAUGA
Molecule: messenger RNA, 267 nt
Organism: Cylindrotheca closterium
Lineage: Eukaryota; Bacillariophyta; Bacillariophyceae; Bacillariales; Bacillariaceae
Source: the annotation of a GenBank genome assembly